CCCAGAAACGCUUAGGGCCGUUCUCAGCGUUGCGAUGUUAUGAAGCGACUGUUGAGUCGCGCUCAGUGCGCGCUUUGACGGUGGGGCCGUUGCUGCGCAGGGGCAGGCCACUUAGCGUCGAAAGAUGAUUCCAGACCUGUUUCCGGAUGCUAAGCGACCACGGCUAGAUGCAGGGCCCUCGUUGCGCCAAACUGCGGCGCCACCGGUGGAUGAUGCGCUGGCCAAGCUGCGCCAAGCAGCGCAGUCGGCCAUCGACUCGGUGACGAUGUCCAUGCUGGGAGGCUCCGCGUCCACUGGAUCCACUCCAGCGGCUCCUACUGCCCCCAGUCCCAUGCGUCCCUUGGGGUCAGCGCCCACCGUGAAUCCGUCCAUGUCCACGCCCAAGUUGCCGGCAACCGGCACGCCGGUCGCAGCAACGGUUUUCAGUGGAGGAACUAGUAUGGGCAUGCCUGCCAUGCCGACAACAACGGUACCUUCAGUACCUACGGUCCCAACGACUCCUGUGCCUCCUGUGCCGCGAAGUGCCAGUCUUGGGGCGGUGCCAGCCACCAAUGGCUGUGCAGGCCCUGCAGGUCCUGGUGCUAUGGGAAUGAUCGGCCAGCCAGGUGCUCCGUCGCCCCUGGUGCCGCCGGGGGUGCUGGCAGAGCUGGCGCAGCGGCCCAAGGCGCAGCCGGCGCCACAGAUGGCACCGCCACUGGGAACGGUGACCGCGCAAGUCCAGGCGAUGGCUGCUGGAAAGCUCAGUGCAAUUGAGGCCAUGGCGGGCAUUGAGGCCCCUCACUUCGUGCCUGUCCCUGAGAUCCCCAAGUUGCCAAUGACGCCACAAGUGGAUGCCUUUGGCGCCACGUGCGCUGGAGCAAUGCCCCCACAGCCUCCCGCUGAAGGUGGUGACAACCAAACGGCAGCUCACAUGUACAUGCUGGCGCAGCUGGCAGAAGAGUCGGCACAAACUGCGGCCUCUGCUGCUGCCUGCCUUCAUGGCGCUGAGUCAGAUACCAACCAAGUUGCGGCUUUAGCUGAAGCCGCUCAGCAAGCGGCUGCGCGAGCAACAUGGGCGGCCACUUCUUUGGCCACGUGCUUUCCAGAGCCGUUGCCUGGACAGCCACAAGAGGACGAGUGGACCAGAAGUGUUCGACAAGUCACAGCGCAAGCUUCGGAGGCUGCGGAGCAAGCAGCCAUCAGCUGCCGGAUACAGGCCAAUGACAUGGUCAGCAAAGCGGCAACGAGCUCGAAAUCGAAGGUACCUUGCAAAUGGUUCCUCUUGGGGCAGUGCAGGAAGACCGUUUGUGAGUUCUCGCAUGACAUACAAGAUCUGCAACCAAGGCCGCUACACAAGAAGCGUGCUGAGGAAUGUGUUUAUUUCCAAAAGGGCCAAUGUACUCGUGGCACCGCGUGUCCCUUCGCUCAUGGCCCGGAAGAGUUAGCUGAGAUCACUCGAAUCGUGAGUGACUUGAAGGGGGAGAAACGCUUCCUCCGACGAUGAGGUCCUGCGGUCCUGCUGCUGAUCGUGAGGUGGAAGAGCAGAGUUUCGAGGGAUUUGGCGGAGGAAA
Messenger RNA from Cladocopium goreaui, 1550 nucleotides. Lineage: Eukaryota; Dinophyceae; Suessiales; Symbiodiniaceae. The record is from the annotation of a GenBank genome assembly.